Molecule: messenger RNA, 741 nt
Organism: Paramacrobiotus metropolitanus
Lineage: Eukaryota; Metazoa; Tardigrada; Eutardigrada; Parachela; Macrobiotidae
Product: galactoside alpha-(1,2)-fucosyltransferase 1-like
Exons: 2
Coding region: 1-741 (246 amino acids)
Biological process (GO): carbohydrate metabolic process
Cellular component (GO): membrane
Molecular function (GO): galactoside 2-alpha-L-fucosyltransferase activity
Source: RefSeq, a predicted model, not a curated record
AUGCAUUGGUUCGAAGGAAUGGACAUUGGCUUCAUUCACAAGUCCGUUCUGUUCCCUAAUAAUUCCCUGGAGAAGCACACUCUUGGUGACUAUGGUCCCGGUAAAUUUUGCCCUGAUUUUUACAAUGUCAAUGCCCGUAUCCCGGACCACGCGGCAGCUUUAUCUGGCUACGGCCAAUCGUGGAAGUACUUCCGCGAGGUGGCGAACAAAGUCCGGGCCAUGUACACGUACAAGCAAAAAAUCCAGAUGGAGGCCAUCAACACCAUCAUGGACGGUUUAACCAGUCUGCACAUUCGUGGCAUCCUGUCCAGCGCCAUGGAAUCGGUGCGGGUGGGGAUGCAUGUGCGACGCGGCGACAUUGUCACCGACGCGGGACAGAGGAACCACGGCCACGUUGCCGCCACGGACGACUAUCUGCUGCGCAUGGUGUUGCGUGUUCAAGAUAAACAGAAGAAUGUCGUUUUCUUUGUUAUCAGUAAUGAUCAAGAGUACUGUCACAAAUUGUUUCGCAAAGAGAACUUUGUCUUUGUCGAAGGCCAUACUGCCGAAGUAGAUAUGGCUCUCAUGACCUUUAUGGAUGUUGUAGUGCUGAGUGUGGGCAGUUAUGGAUGGUGGGCGGCGUUCCUUAGUGAUGCCACAGAUGUGUACUAUUUUAAGGAUUGGCCAAGAAAUGGCAGCGAUUUUGCGAAGGGUGUCUCCGCCGAGGAUUACUUCCUGCCGGCGUGGCAUGGUGAUAACUAA